Limulus polyphemus (Atlantic horseshoe crab) is the source of this 1746-nucleotide messenger RNA. It is a transcript of the gene Tdh, whose product is annotated as L-threonine 3-dehydrogenase, mitochondrial-like. The record is from RefSeq and is a predicted model, not a curated record. Gene Ontology annotation, biological process: L-threonine catabolic process. Gene Ontology annotation, molecular function: L-threonine 3-dehydrogenase activity. The transcript has 8 exons. NCBI's taxonomy places the organism in Eukaryota, Metazoa, Arthropoda, Merostomata, Xiphosura, Limulidae. The coding region runs from base 115 to 1257 and encodes 380 amino acids.
CAAUUCUUAGUGAGUAACGAACGUGUUCGGUAGAGGUAGGUAAGGCGAUAACAUUUGGUGAAGAUUUUGGUUUUGUUUUAUUAAUAAGCAGAAGGAAACACUGUAGAACCAACCAUGUCUGCUGUCUGUCACAAUCUCUCUCAGUUUUAUUAUGGACCAAGGGUUAGCAUGAAAAUAUCCAGACAUUUGAAAGAAAACGUUUGGACAUGGAAAUCUGGAAUGGCAGCACAAUGUUUCUUCCCCAGAAUGGUUGGCGCGCGUUUCUUCAACGGGAUGACAACAGACCCCGUCGUUAGAGAAGAAGGGGACACUCCUAGAGUAUUGAUAACAGGGAGUUUGGGACAGCUUGGUACGGGGCUGGCAAAGAUUUUACGAACCAAGUAUGGCCGAGACAACAUCAUAAUGUCUGACAUUAUUAAAGCUCCAAAACAAAUUGUAGAAAGUGGCCCAUAUAUUUACGCUGACAUCUUAGACUUUAAGAAUCUUCAGGAGAUUAUUGUCACGCAUCACAUUGAUUGGCUGAUACACUUCAGUGCUUUGCUUAGUGCUAUUGGUGAGCACAAUGUCCCGCUCGCCAUGCGUGUGAACAUUGAAGGAUUACACAACGUCAUGGAAUUAGCCAAACAGUACAGACUGCGUAUCUUCGUACCGAGUACCAUUGGUGCAUUUGGCCCGGAUUCUCCUCGGAAUCCAACCCCUGACCUGUGUGUACAGAGACCAAGAACUAUUUAUGGUGUGUCUAAGGUGCACGGAGAGCUUCUGGGAGAGUAUUAUCAGCAUAAGUUUGGAGUAGACUUCCGAUGUUUGCGCUUCCCGGGUGUGAUAUCGGCAGACACACACCCAGGUGGGGGGACGACUGAUUAUGCCGUUCAAAUUUUCCACGAUGUCAUCAAACAAGGCAAGUUUCAGUGCUACCUUAGGCCUAACACCCGUCUUCCUAUGAUGUAUAUAGACGACUGUUUGCGUUCAUUGAUUGAAGUUAUGGAAGUUCCCGAAGAGAAACUAAAACUUAGAACCUAUAACGUUGCUGCAAUAAGCUUUACUCCUGAAGAACUGGUUCAAGCUCUCAAAAAAUUGAUCCCAGAGUUUCACGUGUCGUACCACCCUGACUCCAGACAAGACAUUGCUGAUUCCUGGCCGGAGGUGUUUGAUGACAGCAAUGCUAGAAAUGACUGGGGAUGGAAGCCCGAGUACGAUAUUGAUCGCUUAUGUGAAGUGAUGGUUGACAAAUUACAAGCAAAAUAUCCAAAGAAAUGAAAGAUACCAUAUACUUUUAUUCUGUUUUUAAACAGAAUUUUUCCAUUGACCUAAAAUUAUAGAUAAAAAUAAAAGCAGUGUAGGUUUUAUCCAGUUUAUAUAUAUUGAUACUUUGCAAUUAAUAUUUACAAAAGUUAAUUUCUAGUAAAAACGUAAGAAAAGUGACCGACCCAUUGUAACAUUAACAGACUCUUUACAUCUCAUUUCUAGCUGUGAAGUUGAAUUUAGUUGUGAUAUAUUUGUGAUUUAUCAUUGAAACGUUUUAAUAACUAUUUUAUUUUUGGAAGCGGAAUCUCUCUCGUUGUAUUUUUGAUAUACCAAAAACAAGCUUUCACCAAAGUGAAAAAAAUGUGUUUUUUUUUAUUAUUAUUCUGUUUAAAAUGAUGAGGAAACGAAACAUGUGAUUCAUAAAAAGUUUUAGACUUUUUUUUUUUUCGUUCACUAACAUUUAGGUUGGAGAAUUUUUUAUUUUUUUUUGGAGUUAAUUUG